GAGCUCCUCCCCGCCGCAGCGCGCAGAGCCGGGAGCGGGGGGCGAUGCCGCCCUCCCGGGGCCACGAGAAAUUUAGUCCUGAAGCAAAUGCUUCCUUCUUUAGUAAGGUAACAUAUUCUUGGUACAGCAGAGUGAUUACUUUAGGGUAUAAGAAACCACUGGAGAGAGAAGACCUGUUUGAACUGAAUGAAAGUGACUCACCAUACACUGUAUGUCCCAAUUUUGAAAAGCAGUGGAGGAAGGAAGUCUUAAGAACAACAAAAGGACUGAAGGCUCCUUGCAACAAAGAAGCGCCAUCUAAAACAAGCUUGCAUAAACCAUGUUUGCUUUAUCCAUUAUGGCAAACAUUUAGAUAUUUAUUAAUUAAAGUUGGCUUUCUAAAAGUGGCAGCUGAUAUUCUAGCAUUUGUGAGUCCACAAAUAAUGAAAGAAAUGAUUAAUUUGUACAAAAGCCACUCUGAUUUACACUGGAAUGGAUAUAGAUACGCUCUUGCUCUUCUUGUUGUCGUCAUCUUGCAGACUCUCAUCCAUCAGCUAUACCAGCGCUUCAACAUGCUUACCUCUGUCAAAAUUAAGACUGCAGUUGUUGGCCUGAUAUACAGAAAGGCCUUAACCUUAGCUAACUCUGCUCGGAGAAAAUACACAAGUGGUGAAAUUGUUAACUUGAUGUCCUCAGAUGCCCAGCAACUAAUGGAAAUGGCUGUAAACCUCAACCUUCUCUGGUCAGCACCAUUUCAGAUCCUGAUGGCUAUUAUCUUUCUCUGGCAAGAACUGGGCCCAUCAGUAUUAGCAGGCGUUGCAGUGCUUGUUUUGGUUAUACCUAUAAAUGCUUUUGUCGCUGCCAAAGUAAAACAUCUGAAGAAAAGCCAAAUGAAGACUGCAGACCAACGGGUUAAGCUGCUAAAUGAAAUAUUACAUGGAAUAAAGAUUCUCAAACUUUAUGCAUGGGAGACAUUCUAUCAGAAGAAGGUUAUGGAAAUUCGAGAACACGAAAUAAAUGUUUUGAAGUCAUCUGGAUACUUGGCAACUUUCUCUAUGCUAACUUUGACAUGCAUUCCUUUUCUGGUCUCUUUAGCUACAUUUGGAAUAUAUUUUCUCCUGGAUGAAGAGAAUGUUUUAACUGCAGCUAAAGUUUUCACAUCCAUCUCUUUGUUUAAUAUUUUACGGCUGCCACUGUUUGAUUUGCCAGCUGUGAUCUCUGCUGUAGCCCAGACAAAAAUUUCUCUGGGUCGUUUAGAGGACUUCCUAAAUUCUGAAGACCUCGAUCCUCAAAAUAUUGACACAAACUACAGUGCAAAUCAUGCUGUAGGAUUUAUUGAUGCUUCUUUCCGCUGGGAUGAGAACAGUGCACAAAUUUUAAAUAAUCUGAAUGUGAGGAUCCCAGAAGGUGCUUUAGUUGCUGUUGUUGGACAAGUUGGAUCUGGAAAAUCAUCUUUCCUUUCAGCUAUUCUGGGAGAAAUGGAGAAACUGGAAGGAACAGUCCAAAGAAGGGGCUCGGUGGCCUACGUUUCCCAACAAGCUUGGAUUCAGAAUUCUAUUUUACAGGAAAAUAUUCUCUUUGGCUCAGGUCUAAACAAGCCAGAUUAUGAGAAGGUUUUGGAAGCCUGUGCUUUACUACCAGAUUUGGAGCAAUUACCAAAUGGAGAUCAAACAGAGAUUGGAGAAAGGGGAGUUAACAUAAGUGGCGGGCAGAAACAAAGGGUGAGUCUGGCUAGAGCUGUUUAUAGCAAUGCAGACAUAUAUCUUCUGGAUGACCCAUUGUCAGCUGUAGACGUACAUGUUGGAAGGCAUCUUUUUGAAAAGCUUAUUGGGCCCUCAGGGCUCUUAAAAAACAAGACUCGUAUUUUAGUGACACACAGCUUGGCAUUCCUGCCUCAGACAGAUCUUAUAAUAGUAAUGGAAGAUGGAAGGAUAGCAGAUAUGGGAACCUACCAAGAGCUGCUUUCAAAAAGAGCCAAUUUUGCUGAACUACUACAAGUCUUCAGCACAGAAAGCAAAAAUGAAGAAACACUACCAAUAAAAAGUGACUCAUAUUCUUUAAAAGGAGGCAGUCAGAAAAGCUUUACUCUGCCACAAAAUGAAUUCCUGGGACCUAAAGAUAGUUCUUUCUUGGAUCAAAAGAAAGCAUUCCCAAUGAAGAAAGAAACAGUUCCUACUGGCAGUACGGAAAUGUCAAUUAUUUUGAAAUAUCUGCAAGCCUUUGGGUGGCUCUGGAUAUGGUUAAGCCUGGCUGCUUAUUUAGGUCAAAAUGCAUUGGCCAUAGGACAAAAUCUGUGGCUUAGUACCUGGACAGCAGAAGUAGAACAAAUGAAUGACUUGUCAGAAUGGAAACAGUUACGAGACAAUAAACUCGGCAUCUAUGGUCUUCUGGGACUAAUACAAGGUCUCCUAGUAUGUUAUGGUGCAUAUGUGAUCACCCGGGGAUCUCUUUCUGCCUCUCGAGUAUUGCAUCAUCAGAUGUUAGACAGUGUACUGCACCUUCCACUCCAGUACUUUGAAACUAAUCCAGUAGGUCAAAUCAUCAACAGAUUCACAAAGGACAUGUUUAUGGUGGAUGUGCGCUUUCAUUACUACUUACGGACCUGGUUAAACUGUACACUAGAUGUUCUUGGGACCAUCCUAGUCAUCACAUCUGCUUCACCCCUCUUCAUAUUGAUAGUUAUACCCCUUGGAUACUUAUACUUUACUAUCCAAAGAUACUACAUAGCUAGUUCACGACAAAUUCGUCGGUUAGCUGGAGCAUCUCAUUCCCCUGUUAUCUCCCACUUCAGUGAAACUCUCUUGGGGGCGCCUACAAUCCGAGCAUUUGGACAUGAGGAAAGAUUCGUUAGACAGAAUAAAGAUGUGGUAAAUGAGAACGUGGUUUACUUCUACAACAAUGUCAUCUCAAAUAGGUGGUUGGCUGUCAGGCUUGAAUUUCUAGGAAACUUGAUGGUUUUCUUUGCUGCGUUGUUUGCAGUGAUGGCUGGAAGUACAGUGAGCUCCUCUGUAGUGGGUCUGUCAAUAUCUUAUGCACUUAACAUAACUCAAAGUCUGAAUUUUUGGGUCCGUAAAGCAUGUGAAAUUGAAACCAAUGGAGUUUCCAUUGAAAGAAUUUGUGACUAUGCAAAAAUGAACAAAGAGGCCCCCUGGUUAACAUCUAAAAGGCCACCUGUGGGAUGGCCCAGUAAAGGAAUAAUAGAGUUCAUUAAUUAUCAAGCCCGGUACAGAACAGAUCUUGGUUUAGCACUGCAGGAUAUCUCCUUUCAAACACGGAGUCAAGAGAAGGUUGGAAUUGUUGGAAGAACAGGAGCUGGCAAAUCAACACUCACAAAUUGCUUAUUUAGAAUUCUAGAGAGAGCUGGGGGCAAAAUAAUUAUAGAUGGAAUUGACAUAUCAACUAUUGGACUCCAUGAUCUGCGCAGCAAUUUGAACAUUAUUCCACAGGACCCUGUCUUGUUUUCUGGAACCCUGCAGUCAAACUUGGAUCCACUUGGAAAGCACUCUGAUCUUGAGCUCUGGGAGGCACUGGAGUUGUGUGGCUUAAAGAAUUUUGUCCAGUCUCUUCCAAAGAAGCUUCUUCAUGAGGUUUCAGAAGGUGGUGAAAACCUCAGUGUAGGGCAGAGGCAACUUGUCUGUCUUGCCCGCGCUUUGCUACGAAGGACAAAGAUUCUGGUCUUAGAUGAAGCAACAGCCUCUGUUGACCUGGAAACAGACCACCUGGUACAGUCCACCAUCCAAAAGGAGUUUGACAGCUGUACAGUCCUAACUAUAGCCCACAGGUUGCAUACAAUUGUGGAUUCUGAAAGAGUGCUUGUUCUCGACUCUGGAAGAAUUGUAGAAUUUGAUACUCCCCAUAACUUAUUACGUCAGAAAGGAGUGUUUUCCGAAAUGGUCACAGAAGCUGGGAUAACGUAUGAUACGGAUGCCUAGUGAAAUACUCUCAAAAGACAAGGAUGUGCAUUUUUUUUCCUUAACUCUACUUACCAAGAAAACAGUCCGGGAGCGUGGCAUAUACUCUAUCCUCAAUGUUAUAAAAUGAUUGUGCAAUAUAGGGGUAGUGGGCACGCUUGACAAUACAAACUCCAUGCUAUAACUGCAAUUUAUUGUAUAUUCAUCAGCUUUAUUUAUUAAGUACCACAUUUUAUUAUGCAUUUUUACUAGACCUAGAUUAUAAUUAUAUUGUAUGAAGAUCCAAGCCUUAAAUUUUGCUUUAGCAAGAGACCUGCUUGCUUGCCUUUCACAUUAGUUAAUACAUACUUUGUAGUCCUAAGUUUGAUUGAAUCUUUUAAUAUAUUUUAAAUUAUUUAGAAAAAACAGCACUGAUUUAACUUGCAUACUUGAUUACAGAUCAAUUUGAGAAUUGUACUCUGCUUAUUUUAAUCUGCGUGGGUAUACGGUUUCAGACCUUUGCGUGACAUUUUUUAUUUUGUAAAAUUACUUCUGAACACCCAAAAUGUAAUGGGCAAGUGAACUGAUAAAAUAUUCCUUCUGACAACUAAUUUACAAUAGGACUUGGAAAAAGCUCAUGGAAUCCUGAAAAAUGAAAAUCCCUCUGGAGAUAUCCAGUUUAUGUUUAAAACAUGUUUAUAUAAGUCUAUACUAGUAAUAGUAGCAGUAUGGCCAAGAAAAUUACUAAUGCUUAUUCUUGUAUGUAUACCAUCAUGUAUGUUUUGUUUGUUUGUUUUUGUUGCAUUUCUUUGUGAUUAAAUAGGGUGAGUGGGUAAAGUGAGGAGAAGAGAGGUUCCAUAUU
This is a messenger RNA of Gavialis gangeticus (Gharial), 4731 nucleotides long. Its product is annotated as multidrug resistance-associated protein 1-like. Gene Ontology annotation, cellular component: membrane. NCBI's taxonomy places the organism in Eukaryota, Metazoa, Chordata, Crocodylia, Gavialidae. Gene Ontology annotation, molecular function: ATP binding; ABC-type transporter activity; ATP hydrolysis activity. Gene Ontology annotation, biological process: transmembrane transport. The transcript has 28 exons. Bases 45 to 3911 code for a protein of 1288 amino acids. The record is from RefSeq and is a predicted model, not a curated record.